Caenorhabditis elegans is the source of this 3104-nucleotide messenger RNA. RefSeq names its product valine--tRNA ligase (gene vars-1). NCBI's taxonomy places the organism in Eukaryota, Metazoa, Nematoda, Chromadorea, Rhabditida, Rhabditidae. The transcript has 8 exons. Bases 46 to 2982 code for a protein of 978 amino acids. Gene Ontology annotation, molecular function: nucleotide binding; valine-tRNA ligase activity; ATP binding. The record is from RefSeq and is marked reviewed. Gene Ontology annotation, biological process: aminoacyl-tRNA metabolism involved in translational fidelity; valyl-tRNA aminoacylation; tRNA aminoacylation for protein translation.
GCAUUCUUUCUUUUAAAUUAUUGUUUGUGGUUUCAGGUGAAAUAAAUGGGUAAAUUGAAUCGAUUAGCACUUUUUCAUCGUUCAAGAAGGCAAUGUGCUUACUCACCGACAAUUAUUACACGUGAAAGUAGUAGCUCCUUUAACAUCGACGAGGUAACACAAAAUUUUGAACAAAGAACAGAGUUUGCCGCUGCAAAUUAUCGAAAGAAUGGCAGUCUAUUUCGUAUGGUUUUACCCCCGCCAAACGUAACUGGUAAACUGCAUUUGGGACAUGCUCUAACAGUUGCAGUGGAAGAUGCUAUUUGUCGACACCAGAGAAAUCAGGGAAAUAAAGCCGAAUGGAUUCCUGGAUUUGAUCACGCAGGAAUCGCCACACAAGUAGUCGUGGAAAAAAUAUUGGCAAAAAAUGGAAAGCGACGACUUGAGAUGACACGCGAAGAGUUUGUGAAAGAAUGCCAUUUGUGGGGUGAAAAAUGCUCAUCUGAAAUUCGACAGCAAUUGACUCGAAUGGGAGCUUCUCUCGACUGGACUCAAUCAUAUUAUACUCUCGAUUCAAAAUUUUCCGAAGCCGUCACAAAAGCUUUUUGCAUUCUUGAGCAAGAAGAUUUGAUUACACGUGGCAAACGAUUAGUUCAUUGGUGUCCAACACUAUCAUCUACAUUAUCGAGUCAAGAAGUAAAUCGAAUUGAUGUUCCAUCUGAUGGUUACAUCAAUUUAUCGUCGUCAAGUGGAACACGGAGAAGAGUGAAGUUCGGUCAAAUGCAUGUAAUUAGAUACAAUCUGGUAGAUUCUGAAUCUGAAUUCAUUGAAGUUGGAACAACUCGCCCAGAAACUUUGUUCGCGGAUGUGGCCGUAGCAGUUCAUCCAGAAGAUGAUAGAUAUUCAAAGUUCCACGGAAAACAUGUUUGGUCUCCAGUAACACCGGGAAGGAAACUUUUCGUAAUUACUGAUUCAGCAGUUUCCGUGGAAAAAGGAACGGGAGCUGUAAAAAUCACACCAUCCCAUGAUGCUCUUGAUUACGAAAUUUGGAAUCGUUGGAUAUUGAAUGCUGGACAGAAUACAAUCGAAGAGUUUGCAUGUAUUGAUGCUGAGGGAAAAAUGACAAAUUCUGGUGAAGAUUUUGAUGGAAUGGAUCGAUUUGAAGCCAGAGAAAAAGUGAUUCAAAAAUUGUCAGAAUUGGGAAACUACAACGGACUUAUGAAACAUGAAGGUGCACAAGUUAAUAUUUGUUCUAGAACUGGAGAUAUUAUUGAGCCGAGACUCACAGAACAAUGGUUUUUGGAUUGCAAAGAUAUGUUCGCCAGAUCAGCUGAUGCCAUAAAAUCCGGAAAGAUUGAAGUGUUUCCGGAAUAUCAAUCACACAGAUUGGCUGACUGGUUUGAAAAUCAAGAACCAUGGUGUUUAAGCCGGCAACUUUGGUGGGGACACCGAAUUCCAGCAUAUAAUGUUCCUGGUCAAUCGAAAUGGAUGGUAACUACAGACGAAGAAGAAGCUCGACGAGAACUUGGUGACAAAAUGCAACAGGAUCCGGAUGUUCUUGAUACUUGGUUCAGUUCUGCAUUGGUUCCACUCGUCAAAAAUGGAUGGCUCGAAGGUGCCCCAAUUCAGACGCCUUCGUUGAAUGUUAUGGAGACAGGAUGGGAUAUUUCUGGAUUUUGGGUUGCACGAAUGAUAGCUUUAAAUAUGAAAUUAUCAUCUGGAGAGACACCAUUUGGAAAAGUAGUCUUACAUGGAUUGGUUCGAGAUAAUGAAGGCCGAAAAAUGAGUAAAUCGCUGGGAAACGUAAUUGAUCCAUUGGACGUUUUGGAUGGUAUCACAUUUGAAAAAAUGAUUGAAAGAGUGAAAUCAAGUGCUCAUGAAAAGGAAGAAAUCGAUAAUGCUGUUAAAGAUCUAACGAAAAGAUUCCCAAAUGGAAUCUCCAGAUGUGGACCAGAUGCACUUCGUUUUGCACUUUUGAAGUAUGAUGUUCUAUCAACAGAUAUUCCAAUCGAUGUUUCAAAUGCUGCAAUUGAAGGUCUUCACUUCUGUAAUAAAAUUUGGAAUUUGGCUGCAUAUUACGAUCAGCUUGCUGAAAAGUGUGAAGUCAUCAAGGAUGUUGAUUCAGAUCGACUUGUGGACGAAUGGAUUAUGGCUAGACUUUCGACUACAGUUUCCACUGUCGAUGCUCACAUGAACAAGUUUUCCCUCCAUUUAGCUCUGUCUACACUUCAUAAGUUCAUAACUUCGGAUAUUUGUGAUAUUUAUCUGGAGUCCACCAAAAAAGCUUUAUGGAAUAAUGAUAUUGCUAGAAUUCGAGAAGCAAGAUCUAUACUUCAAAGAGUUCUACAACCGACUCUAGUUCAACUCAAUGCUUUUAUGCCAUUUGUUAGUGAAUAUAUUUAUGAACGGAUUUUCAAACGAGAAACUGGAAGUAUCCUCUUUGACGUCGUCAAGCCAUCGCUUUUUAUUUUCCAUAGAAAUGAAGAACUGGAAGAAGCUAUGAAAUUGAUUACUGCAAUGAUGGCUGCUAUUCGAUCUACUCGUCAAACACUGCAACUUCCACAACGAAUUACCUUUUCUGGUAUUUUAGAAAUGGCGCCAACUGACACAUCACCUUCGGAACUUCGAAUAUUAGCCGACGAAGUCACACAAACUUGUGGUUUUGAAUUGCAAAAAGUGUGCAGAGAAGUUGAUGAAGAUAUCAAAAAAGAUCACAUGGCUUGCCCAGUUCCAGGACAUGAUGCAAAAUUGUGGAUGAGAAUCGAUGCUGACUGUAAAGAAAUGUUCAUUUUGAGUCUCAAACGACAACUGGAAAAGACAAAAACCCGUCAGGAACAGUUUCAAGCAAGAAUUGCAUCGUAUGAAGCAAUUUGUGAGAAUCCUAAUUCCAAACCAUCAAAUGUAACAAAAACAAAACGGAAAGCUGAAAAUGCAAGAAAAGUCGUCGAAAAUGCAAAAGAAGAAGCUGAACGGAUUAAACAGCUAAUUUUGAAUCAAAGUUAGAUUUAUUUGUAGUCAUAGAUAUUAGUGAGAUUGUUAGAAUUGUUUUCCUUUGUAUUUUGUUUUUUUCUGUUAAUUUUUGAAAUGUUUUUUUAAUAAAUAAAUAAAAUUUCAGUUUAUUAUUC